Archocentrus centrarchus (flier cichlid) is the source of this 1947-nucleotide messenger RNA. RefSeq names its product NADH:ubiquinone oxidoreductase complex assembly factor 7 (gene ndufaf7). Bases 240 to 1601 code for a protein of 453 amino acids. Gene Ontology annotation, cellular component: mitochondrion. NCBI's taxonomy places the organism in Eukaryota, Metazoa, Chordata, Actinopteri, Cichliformes, Cichlidae. Gene Ontology annotation, molecular function: protein-arginine omega-N symmetric methyltransferase activity. Gene Ontology annotation, biological process: mitochondrial respiratory chain complex I assembly. The record is from RefSeq and is a predicted model, not a curated record. The transcript has 10 exons.
GCUUAACGUUAGCAUUGCCGCGUUAGCGCCGGUGUGAGCUGCUGUAACUUACAGACAGAGAUCAGUGAACACAUUUAGACUUUUUAAUCCUGUGUAGCCGGAACGAAACGUUCCUCUGACGGCGGCUUUCUGCCCGUGUUGUAUCGAGCUAACCGGCUAACAGCGGCGCUGUCAGAGAGCGGAGGUGGUUGUAGUUAAAUCCGGGGAUGAGACGGAGGUGUUGUUUAACGUGAAGCAGAAUGAGGGCUACUUUCUGUGUUAAAGCACACCAGCUGCUUAGCAGAGGGUUUAUUCACCCUGUCAGACCGUCAGCAGCAGUGCGAUGGCGAUCAGCUCCAUCCAGACUCCUCUGCAGCUCUCCACCUGAUGGAGAAAACAAGCCACCCUCCAUACUGCGUCACCUGACGUCCAAAAUAAAAGCCACGGGUCCGAUCCCGGUGGCCGAGUACAUGAAGGAAGUGCUCACCAACCCUGUGACGGGUUAUUAUGUGAGGAACAACAUGCUGGGACCUGAAGGAGAUUUCAUCACUUCACCAGAAAUCAGUCAGAUCUUUGGAGAGCUGAUCGGCGUGUGGAUCAUCAGCGAGUGGAUGGGAGCCGGUCGACCCAAACAGCUGCAGCUGGUCGAGCUCGGACCUGGAAAAGGAUCGCUGGCGAGUGACGUCCUCAGAGUGUUCAGUCAGCUGCGGUCGGUGCUCGGCGAGGCCUCGGUGUCGCUCCACCUGGUCGAAGUGAGUCCGGCUCUGAGUCUGCUUCAGGCUCAGAAUCUGACGGGAAACCGCAGCUGGGAGGCCGACGGAGAAGACGGUCCGGUUUACCGCCGCGGGGAGACUGAAGCUGGGCUGCCGGUGUCCUGGUACCGCCGCUUAGACGACGUCCCCACAGGAUUCAGCAUCUUCAUCGCUCAUGAGUUCUUUGACGCCCUUCCAAUUCACAAAUUUCAGAGGACGGAGAAAGGCUGGAGGGAGGUGUUGGUGGACGUCGACCCGGAGAAGUCGGACGAGCUGAGGUUUGUCGUGGCGCCGUCUUCGACUCUGGCCUCGACCACGCUCCUGCAGGCAGAAGAAAGGCGGGAUCAUGUGGAGGUGUGUGCAGAGGGCGGGGUCAUUGUGCAGCAGCUGGCCCGGCGCAUCGUUGAGGACGGCGGCGCGGCGCUGAUCGCCGACUACGGCCACGAUGGAGCCAAGACAGACACAUUCAGAGGUUUUAAAGGUCACCAGCUCCACGACGUCCUGUCCUCCCCCGGCUCGGCCGACCUCACCGCCGACGUGGAUUUCAGCUACCUGCGGAGGAUGGCGGGAGGAGGCGUGGCCUGUGUGGGACCCGUCACUCAGAGGGUGUUCCUGAAGAACAUGGGUAUCGACACCAGGAUGCAGGUUCUGCUGAGGAACUGCAGCGACCCGUCCACCAGGCAGCAGCUGAUCAGCAGCUACGACAUGCUGACCAACCCCGCCAAGAUGGGCGAGCGCUUCCAUUUCUUCAGCCUGCUGCACCCCAGCCGCCUUGCCAAACCCAAGAAACCAGAGGGGUUGAAGCUGGAGAAGAAGAGGAGUCCGGCACCGCUGCCUGUGGCCGGAUUCACCGAGCUUAGGUUCGCCUGAAAGAGACGGCGAUUAAACUUUUAUCACCAAUCAGAAGCAAGUGGAAAUAACCUCACUGUCCCAAACUUCUGCACCACACAGAAAGUAACAGUAUUUGUCCAAAAGGCACAAACGGGGUCAAGAGGUUAGCAGAGGUGAGGUGUAGCAGGCAGCUGCCUCACUGCUGACUUUACUCUGAGUGGGUGAGUCAGUAACUGCAUUCACUCCUUUCUGCUGUGAAGUUGGACAUUUGAACAUGGAAGUCUGUGAGGACUCACUCACUUUUGGGCAUUAGUGCAGUUUUUGGCGCAUUAACUAAAGUGUUUGUUGCACUCUGACAGUUUUAUGACCUGAAAGUAAAAUUUGA